UGGCUUGUGCUUUCCUACAGUCUGCUCGCCGCUGUGCCUGGGUCCGAACCCAAAAGCGUGGACGCGUCCUCCAGAAACUGAGGCCAAGAAAGCAUGUGACUGGCUCCGAGCAACAGGAUUUCCUCAAUAUGCUCAGCUUUUUGAAGAAGGUGCAUUUCCUUUGGAUAUCAGUUCUGUAAAGAAGGACCACGGUUUUCUGGAGGAGAACUCUCUGGAAGCCCUGUGCAGGAGGCUGAUGACCUUGAAUAAUUGUGCCUCGAUGAAGCUGGAGGUUCAUUUUCAAUGCAAGCAGAAUGAAGACUCUGAAGAUGAAGAAAACUGUAACAUCAGCAGCCACUGGGCCUUCCAGCGGGAAAGCCAGCACCAAUCUCCCAUGGGUUCCUGUGCCCUGCUGGCUCCACCAAGCCCCAGCCUGUUGGGGACCUCAAGCUGUGAGAGUGUCCUCACUGAGCUUAGUGCCACCUCCAUGCCAGCCAUCACCGUGAGCCUUUCCCCUGAGUCAGCAGACUUGCCUUUGUUAGGCCAUGUCCCUAGCCCGAGUGACCAGACCCUCCUCAGCCCCAUUCAGGGCCAGGAAGGUCCCCAGGAAAAGGCCAAGAAGCACCGUUCUCGUAGCUUCCUCAAGCACCUUGAGUCUCUGAGGCGGAAGGAAAAGGGUGACAGUCAGCAAACAGAGCCUGAGCCCAGACCAGCCACCCCAGAGAAGACUACCAAAGGCUCAUCUUUCCGCAACUGCCGUGGUUUCCUCUCAGCUGGAUUUUAUAGGGCCAAGACCUGGGCAGCCACCCCAGCGAGGGGUAGAGAUAUUGAGACUCAUAGGGGCUGGGAGGCUUGGCCUAUGGCAAUGUUCCAGCAUCCUCAGCAGGGACAUCGGGGUAACUACUUGGUGCAUGUGCCUGGGGACCAUAAACCAGGCACAUUCCCUCGUUCUCUGUCCAUUGAGAGCCUGUGUCCACAGGAGGGACAUUGCCUGGCAGAUUGGCAGCCAGGUAGGCGCUGGGGCUAUGAAGGGCGGCGGGGCUCCUGUGGCUCCACAGGCAGCCAUGCAAGCACUUAUGACAACUUGCCAGAGCUGUAUCCAGCUGAGCCUAUGCUGGCUGGGGCUGAAGCUGAAGAAGAAGAUGAGGAUGGGGAGAGCUAUGCUCACCUAGAUGACAUCCUCCAGCAUGUGUGGGGACUGCAGCAACGGGUAGAGCUGUGGUCUCAGGCCAUAUAUCCAGACCUGGAACAUGGAGAUAAGGAAGAGGAAGAGGACGAGGAAGAGGAAGUCACUUCCUCAGUGGAAAUAGCAACAGCUGAGAUGGAAGGCCAAACUGAGGCUAUGCCCCAAGCAGAAUCUCCCACCCAGGUCCAGGCUGAAGUCCAGUCAGUAGUUCUGGUUCAGGCCCCAGGUGAAGUUGAACCAUUAGCACAGGCACAAGCUGAGAUCCCAGUCCAGGACCAGGACAACAAGCAAGACACCAACUCAGCUGGGGAACCCACGUCUGCCUCCAGCCUAUCUGUAGAAGGACACUCCAUUUCUGACACUGUUGCCUCCUCCAGUGAACUAGACAGUAGUGGGAACUCCAUGAAUGAGGCUGGGGGUGCAGGAGCCUUGGCGGGACUCCAGGCACCAGUGACUCGUGAACGGCGUGAUUCAGGCGUUGGAGCCUCACUUACCAGACCAUGCAGGAAGCUCCGUUGGCAUAGCUUCCAGAACUCCCACCGGCCUAGCCUCAACUCAGAGUCUCUGGAGAUCAAUCGGCAGUUUGCAGGCCAGAUCAACCUUCUGCACAAGGGUUCACUGUUGCGACUCACCGCCUUCAUGGAGAAGUACACUGUGCCCCACAAACAGAGUUGGAGCUGGUCAAUGCCAAAGUUCAUGAAAAGGAACAAAACCCCAGACUACCGAGGACAGCAUGUAUUUGGGGUGCCACCUCUUAUCCAUGUGCAGCGCACAGGCCAGCCAUUGCCACAGAGCAUUCAGCAAGCCAUGCGCUACCUACGCAGUCAGUGCCUGGACCAGGUGGGAAUUUUCCGCAAAUCUGGGGUCAAGUCCAGGAUUCAGAGCUUGCGCCAAAUGAAUGAGACCUCUCCAGACAACGUCUGCUAUGAUGGCCAGUCGGCCUAUGAUGUUGCUGACCUGCUAAAGCAGUAUUUUCGGGACCUGCCUGAGCCCAUCUUCACCAGCAAGCUCACCACUACUUUCCUGCAGAUCUACCAACUCCUCCCUAAGGAGCAGUGGUUGGCGGCAGCACAAGCUGCCACCUUGCUGCUCCCUGAUGAGAACCGGGAAGUGCUACAGACCCUGCUCUACUUCCUAAGUGACAUUGCCUCUGCUGAGGAAAACCAGAUGACAGCCGGCAACCUGGCAGUGUGCCUGGCACCUUCCAUCUUCCACCUCAACAUCUCCAAGAAGGACAGCCCCUCACCCAGAAUCAAGAGCAAACGAAGUCUGGUUGGCCGGCCAGGUCCUAGAGACCUGAGUGACAACAUGGCAGCCACCCAGGGCCUGUCACACAUGAUCAGUGAUUGCAAGAAACUUUUUCAGGUGCCCCAGGACAUGGUGGUGCAACUGUGUGGCUCAUACAGUGCAGCUGAGCUCAGCCCCCCAGGCCCAGCCCUGACUGAGCUGCGGCGAGCACGGGCCGCUGGCCUGAGCCUGAGCCUCUUCAUGGAGGAGAGUAUACAGGAGCUACUGCGGGAUGCUGCUGAACGCUUCAAGGGCUGGACCAGUGUGCCAGGGCCCCAGCGCACAGAGCUGGCCUGCAGGAAGGCACCUGAUGGGCACCCUCUACGCAUAUGGAAGGCAUCCACAGAGGUUGCGGCCCCUCCAGCAGUGGUGCUCCAUCGUGUCCUCCGGGAGCGGGCCCUUUGGGAUGAGGACCUGCUGCGUGCCCAGGUGUUGGAGGCCCUGAUGCCAGGGGUGGAACUGUACCACUAUGUCACCGACAGCAUGGCACCACAUCCCUGCCGCGAUUUCGUGGUGCUGAGGAUGUGGCGCUCCGAUCUGCCCCGUGGGGGCUGCCUGCUAGUCUCCCAGUCCCUGGACCCUGAGCAGCCUGUGCCAGAGUCUGGAGUACGGGCCCUCAUGCUCACCUCCCAGUACCUCAUGGAACCCUGUGGCCUGGGCCGCUCCCGCCUCACACAUGUCUGCCGUGCGGACCUCAGGGGCCGUUCUCCUGACUGGUACAACAAAGUCUUUGGGCACCUGUGUGCCAUGGAAGUGGCAAAGAUCCGGGACUCCUUCCCCACACUACAGGCAGCUGGUCCUGAAACAAAGCUGUGAGCUGCAGGCUACCAUUGUCCCAGCAUCCUGGCACCAAGGGAGUGAGUGGAACAAGGACAGAGCCAUGGCCAGGGGGCUCCACUCACCCAUCCCCCUUACUUUCUAACACUAUCUGCACAUCCAGGAGAGGGGAAGGGAGAUUAGGUGCCCUGUCUCCAUGCCAUCUUCUUCCCUAACUGUGUAUUACUUUUCCAAGAGAAGAGAAACCUAGUAGUAGUGAAAACUCUGCUGCCGGUCCCUGCCAGGAGACUGGCAUUCAAUCUGCAGCAUCAACCACCCCCACCUGCAGGAGGAAUGGGGUGAACAGGAUAGUCCCAGCUGUCUGCCACAGCAAGAUGCAAAUGUCCUGUUAGAAAAUAGGCUCAUGGCCUUUGGGGGCCAACACUGGCCCUGAACUAGCUUUUCCAAAAAUGGGACUAGAGUAGGUAGUACAGGAGCAGAGGACAGAGGAUAGAGAAAGUAAACCACUUGUGGUUUACAAUGCCAGUUUUAUAUGAGGCUGAUUUAGAGGGUCCUUAGGGGGCCCUGGUUAGUGUCUUGACGAUUUGGGUUAGCCUGGGACAGAAAGAUGAGGAAACUUCCUUUCUCAAGUCUCAGUAAACCAAUGAACUAGCUUUGUGUGGCUUAGGCUAUCCAGUGUCACUCCUUGUGGUUACCAGUAGCCUUUAUCUAUCUAUUCACUGUCAUACCUAUGGGUAAAUGAGCUAACUCACACCACACAGGCCAAGCCACGGCACAUAGUUGUAGGGAAACCAGUAUAUUCCUCUUGCCUAUGGUAGUGGGCAAGCUCCUUCCUGGAGCAGACAUCUGGCCCCUGGGCCAGCCAAAGGGAAGGGCCCACAUUAAUCCCCUGGGCCUUGAUCCAAAUCUAAUCCAUCCCAUUCACUCACUGGCCACCUUUGUUCAGAUGGUAGUGCCAUUGCCAGUCAAUGGCUCACUUAGACUUUAUUUUUCCAUCCACUACAUAGACUGGGGGGAUGGAUCUCAGCCAGCACUGUAAUUUUAAGCUUGUGUUCUUUGUACGUAUAUAUAUUGUACAGUCAAAAUAUGUAUGUGUUAUCUGUAGUGUACAUAUAGACACAUAUAUACAUACACACGCAUAUAUGCAUGCGCACGUAUAUUCUCUCCUGAGUAUUUGAUAAUCUUUGGAUGGGAACAGGGUCUGGAGGGCCGCAGGGCAGGUCACUUGUAAAGACUGAGAGUGGUGGAGGAUAAGGUACAGCAGGAUCCCUCUGCAGAACAAUAAAGACUUACUGGAGAUGUA
Dipodomys spectabilis (banner-tailed kangaroo rat) is the source of this 4532-nucleotide messenger RNA. It is a transcript of the gene Stard8, whose product is annotated as StAR related lipid transfer domain containing 8. Bases 236 to 3268 code for a protein of 1010 amino acids. The record is from RefSeq and is a predicted model, not a curated record. Lineage: Eukaryota; Metazoa; Chordata; Mammalia; Rodentia; Heteromyidae. Gene Ontology annotation, molecular function: lipid binding; GTPase activator activity. Gene Ontology annotation, biological process: actin cytoskeleton organization; regulation of Rho protein signal transduction; signal transduction. The transcript is spliced from 14 exons.